Molecule: messenger RNA, 1347 nt
Organism: Lachancea sp. 'fantastica'
Lineage: Eukaryota; Fungi; Ascomycota; Saccharomycetes; Saccharomycetales; Saccharomycetaceae
Source: the annotation of a GenBank genome assembly
AUGGCUAAACGGAGACAGAAGAGCAGAACCCAUGUCAAGCCCGAUGUUGAAGAAGUCAAGAAAAUACCAAAAUCCAUGGUAAUUCGUGUAGGACAAACAUCGAUGUCGAACCAUUCUUUGAACCAACUGGUCAAAGAUUUCCGUCAGAUAAUGCAACCACACACGGCAAUCAAGCUGAAAGAGCGGAAAUGCAAUAAACUCAAAGAUUUCGUGGUGAUGUGCGGUCCACUGGGUGUUUCGCACUUGUUCAUGUUCACGCAAAGCGAAAAAACCGGUAAUGUAUCGCUGAAGAUGGCCAGAACACCACACGGACCUACCAUCACAUAUCAAGUCUUGGACUAUUCGUUGGGGAGAGACAUAAAAAAAUUCAUGAAGAGACCACGCACUCUGGGGAAGGAGGACGUUAUGAAUCCACCUCUUUUGGUGCUAAACGGGUUUGGUGUAAAAGCUCCUGCGAGCGAAGAGGGCAACGAUAGUAAUGACGGUGAUGCUUUGGAACGCGCCAACGUCGAAAAAGUUAUCAUUUCCAUGUUCCAAAAUAUAUUCCCACCUUUGAAUCCAGCCAGGACCCAGCUGAACUCUAUCAACAGAGUCUUCAUGAUAAAUAAGGACCCUGCAACGGAAGAGGUCAGCAUGCGUCAUUAUGCCGUCGACGUAAGAGAAGUCGAUAUUUCUUCAAACAUCAAACGGCUGUAUCGCGCUAAAAACAAGUUAAAUAAGCCCGUGCCCAAUCUACACAGAAAAGACGACAUCGCGUCGCUGAUUUUAGACCACGACCUCGGAGCUUACACAUCGGAAAGUGAGGUUGAAGACGACUCUAUCGUGAAAGUGAUGGACCGGAGUCAAGCUCCUGUCAGACCUACCCAAACGUCCUCUGAGGCUGCUGCCGACACGGAAGACAAUGACGAAGGGCUUCCAGAACAGCCUAUGCCACGCAAAAAGGCCAUCAAACUUACCGAGGUGGGACCUCGCUUGACUUUGAAACUUGUCAAGAUCGAAGAAGGCAUAUGCUCGGGCAAGGUUCUACAUCACAGCUACGUUAAAAAGACAGAUUCGGAAAUAAGACAUUUGGAAAAGAGACACGCACAACGUAUGAAGUUGAAGGAAGAAAGACGCAAGGAACAGGAGGCCAACUUGGCAAAGAAAAAUGAAGUUAAGAAUGCCAAGAAACAGCGUAAGAUGGAGAGACGGAAACUAAGAGAACAGCAGCAGGAGCAAGGAGAACCCGUGGAAGGUACAGACAAUGCCAGUGAUGAAAGUGAUUCUUCGGACAGUGAGGAAGAAGGUUAUAGUGACGUUCCUGAAGAUCUGGAUAGCGAUCUUUAUAGUGACGUGGAUAUGAGCUAG